Molecule: messenger RNA, 1444 nt
Organism: Megalops cyprinoides (Indo-Pacific tarpon)
Lineage: Eukaryota; Metazoa; Chordata; Actinopteri; Elopiformes; Megalopidae
Gene: apobec2a
Product: apolipoprotein B mRNA editing enzyme, catalytic polypeptide-like 2a
Exons: 3
Coding region: 160-936 (258 amino acids)
Biological process (GO): cytidine to uridine editing
Cellular component (GO): cytoplasm; nucleus
Molecular function (GO): RNA binding; cytidine deaminase activity
Source: RefSeq, a predicted model, not a curated record
UGACACCCAGCCCCUGCCCCCGCUUUGUCGGUUUGUCUCCCAGUCACUAAGCCCUGUCUACCUCUCUCUGACUUGGUUCUCUGACUCGGCUCUGUCCCCGCCCUCUCUCCCCCACCACGACCACCACCAGCACACACACAGACGACUCCUAGAGCAGUCAUGGCUGACAGGAAGGAGACCAAGACCGCCGGCAGAAUCCCGCUGAGGAGGAAGGAGAAGAAGGUGGAGACGCAGGCGGAGAGCGUCCCCGAGAAGGAGCAGGAGAAAGAGAAGGAGGAGAAGGCGGAGGGGGAGAAGUCGGAGGAGAAUGGGGUGGAGGCACAGGGGGCCGCGGCCGUCGGAGUGGAGAACGGGGAGCUCCAGGUGGAGCCCAUCGAGCUGCCGCCCUUUGAGAUCAUCACAGGGGAAAGAAUAAACCCCUUCUUCUUCAAGUUCCAGUUCAAGAACGUGGAGUACUCGUCGGGCCGGAACAAGACCUUCCUGUGCUACCUGGUGGACCCGCAGGGGCGGGGCGGGGGCGAGGGCAUGCGGGGCUAUGUGGAGGACGAGCACUCGGGCACGCACGCCGAGGAGGCCUUCUUCCAGCAGGUGCUGCCCGACAGCGACCCGGCCGCGCGCUACAACGUCACCUGGUACGUGUCCUCCAGCCCGUGCGCCGCCUGCGCUGCCAAGCUGGCCGAGGUGCUGCAGGCCCGCAAGAACCUGCGCCUCACCAUCUUCUCGGCCCGCCUCUUCAUGUGGGAGGAGCCCGAGAUCCAGGCGGGGCUGAAGGCGCUGGCGGCCGCCGGCUGCAAGCUGCGCAUGAUGAAGCCCACGGACUUUGUCUACACCUGGGACACCUUCGUGGACAACGAGGACGAGAAGUUCACGCCCUGGGAGGACUGCAAGGAGAACUACGAGUACUACCAGGAGAAGCUGGCGGACAUCCUGCAGUGACAGGCCCGGGAUUGCAGCUGACCAAGAACAGACCUGCAAGCUCCUCUUCCCCAGCAUCCUGCCUCUGUUUUGAGACCAGAGUAUUUGUGUGCUCUAUACAGCCUUCCCACACGAUAGCGCCCCCUGGCUUACCCUAGCAGAUAUCCCAUUAAGCAGCCUUUCCUUGAAUGGACUAAUGGCAUUUUGUGAAGUCCACACUCUCUCCUACCUUCAAUGACUUCCACCUGUAACCAGUCUGAAGCCCAGAACCCCAGUCAACAUACACUGAGGUAAUGCCCUGCUGCCUUGCUGUAUGGAUUAGUAGAGAAUAAAUCCAGUUACAACACCAUGUGACUAUUUUUUUCAUAACCCCUGUAGUCAUACAAAGAACAAUGUUAGUUCAUUCUUUUAAGAAAUUAACUAUUUGAUAUUCAUAUUUUGUCAUUAGGGUAACUGAGAUUCAGACAUGUUCAUAAAAAACGCAGGCAUAUUAUUAGAAGAAUAGGAUAUUUUGCCACAAGUUUUUGUG